This is a messenger RNA of Panicum virgatum (switchgrass), 1211 nucleotides long. RefSeq names its product thymidylate kinase-like. Gene Ontology annotation, cellular component: cytosol; mitochondrion; nucleus. Gene Ontology annotation, biological process: dUDP biosynthetic process; dTTP biosynthetic process; dTDP biosynthetic process. The transcript has 7 exons. The record is from RefSeq and is a predicted model, not a curated record. NCBI's taxonomy places the organism in Eukaryota, Viridiplantae, Streptophyta, Magnoliopsida, Poales, Poaceae. Gene Ontology annotation, molecular function: dTMP kinase activity; ATP binding. The coding region runs from base 217 to 978 and encodes 253 amino acids.
UUUCCCUCCUAGACCCGCCGCCGCUUAGGUGCUGCGGUCUACGAGCGGCGCCGCGCGGGCAGGGCCGCGAGCGGCUGCGGCGGCGCGAGGGCGCAGAAGCGGGGGCCUGUAGCUGUGGCUGGCCGCCGGCCGGACGGUGAUGCGGCCUGCGAGCGUGGGGGACGGAGGUGGCUGUGACUGGUGUCGGCGCUGACUGGAGGAGUACUGCAGUUGUGCAUGACUACAUUGGUUCGGCUCACCGGAAGAGCAGCUUCCUGGAGCAGGAGUGGCAAAUCGGCGGCGCCCUCUCGUCUCGGCUUGUUUUCACAGCAUCGGAGGGCGUUUCAGGGCGUGAGAAUGGCGAAUGCUGGCAGCAAGAGUGGGCGUGGUGCUCUGAUUGUACUGGAAGGGUUGGACCGGAGUGGCAAAUCAUCACAGUGUGCUCGGCUGCUGUCCUAUCUGGAAGGCCAAGGUUGGCGUGCUGAAGGGUGGCGGUUCCCGGAUAGGGGCACCAGUGUUGGGCAGAUGAUCUCUGCCUACCUGGCAAAUGAGUCGCAGCUUGAUGACAGAACGGUUCAUUUGCUCUUCAGUGCAAACCGCUGGGAGAAAAGAGCUUUGAUGGAAAGCAAGCUACUUGGUGGAACUACUCUCAUCGUAGACUGUUAUUCUUAUUCUGGAGUGGCUUUCUCAGCUGCUAAAGGGCUUGAUAUUGAAUGGUGCAAGGCUCCAGAUGUUGGACUUAUAGCUCCAGAUCUUGUAAUUUAUCUGGAUGUACAACCAGAGAAAGCGGCUGAAAGAGGGGGCUAUGGUGGUGAGCGAUAUGAGAAGAUUGAAUUCCAAAAGAGAGUUGCAGAUCAUUAUCAUUCACUCAGUGAUUCGACAUGGAAGAUUGUUGAUGGUUCCCUUUCAAUGGAGACCGUGGAAGAACAGCUGAGAGAACUGGCUACGAACUGCAUUCAGGAGUCUCAAGAGAAGCCACUUACCAAUCUGGCUUGGUGAAGCGCCACCAUCCCGUGAAGAAACACAGCUCAGCAAAGGCUGAUACAUCCGCAUCUUUAUGUGAUCCACCGUUUGCUGGUGAUGAGAAAUUAGGCAUCUGGCAAAGCUUUCAUUUACCAUUCUCUGUAUCACCGUCCCGUGUGCAAUAUACAUUUCCACAUUUGAUUGGUGUUUUCAGAUAACAUUCUUUUCUACACUUAUUUCUCAGAAAGUUUAUGCUGGCGUUCAGGUUG